ACAAACAAACUGAAAAACAAUUGCCGUGGUUUGAAUCAGCAAACCUCUCUCCUCAAUUCGCUCCCAAUUUCAUCACUAGGGUUAGGGUUUCCAGCAACCCCCAGAAAUUCUGAGAUGGAUGAUUAUCAGGAGAUGGAGAAGUUCGGAAUGGAGAACGAUUACGAAGGCGGCGAGUGGCACGGCGGCGAGUUCUAUUACCGCAACCGCAAGACCAAGCGCGUGCAGACCAAAGACGACGCUCUGUACGGCUCCUUCGCCGACUCCGACUACUCCGACGAAGACGACGGCUCCAGGAAACGCCGCAAAGACCGAAAGUCCGCUGCCGACUUCACCAAGCCCGUCAGCUUCGUCUCCACCGGCGUCGUUAUGCCCAACCAGGAAGCCGAGGACGAUCUGAAGCAGCAAUCCGGUGAUACCGACCGCGCUGCCACUCCAGGUUUGGGUUCAGCUUUUAAUACUCAUUAUAAUUCCGGUGGUCUAGGUCUCGGUAGUACUGGUGGUUUAGGGUUGAAUAGUUCAGUAGGUAAUGAUGAGGAAGACGAUAGCAAUUUUCUGCCGUCGGCGUUUGGGAAGAAGAUUAAGGAGGCGGCUGAGAGGAGGCACAAGGAGAAGGAGAGGAUGAAGUUACAGCAGCAGCAGAGUAGUCAGUCUCGGCGAGGUUCGGAAACGAAAGGACCAAUCGGCGGUGGGAAUGGGGGUUUGGGGGCCUUUGAGAAGCAUACAAAGGGGAUUGGGAGGUUAUUACUUGAGAAAAUGGGGUACAAGGACGGAGCUGGUCUUGGGAAGAACAAGCAAGGAAUUACUGCUCCGAUUGAAGUUAGUUUGAGGCCGAAAAAUAUGGGUAUGGGGUUUAAUGACUACAAGGAAACCAAGCAGUCUGUUGUGAAGGAAUUGGUUGAGGACAAGCCGAAGAAGCAGCUGCCGGCGGCUACUGUGAGUAGCAAUAACAGGAAUUCCUGGAAGAAGGGGGCUGCCGGUACGAGUAAGAAGGAUAGAUAUGUUUCUGCCAAGGAGUUGUUGGCCAAGAAAGAAGAAGAAGGUGCCGAGGUCUUUGUGCAGAAGGUGGUUGAUAUGCGGGGACCUCAGGUACGGGUUUUGACCAAUUUGGAGAAUUUGAACGCGGAGGAGAAGGCUAGGGAAGAGGAUGUUCCUAUGCCGGAGCUACAGCACAACUUGAGAUUGAUUCUAGAUAUGGCUGAGCUCGAUAUUCAAAAGAUUGAUAGGGAUUUGAGGGUUGAAAGAGACACUGCUAUAAGCUUGAACCAGGAGAAGGAGAAAUUGCAAGCUGAGGUGGCUAUGCAGAAGCAGCACUUGGAUAGCUUGGAUGAUAUCACAACUGUGUUGGACCGACUGGGGGAAGAGAAAGCCAUGGGAAUAUUGACGCUGGAUUCUCUGGCCAAGGGUUUCAGUGACCUGCAGAGGAGGUAUGCUGAUGACUAUAAGGUAUGUAACUUGGCUUGCAUUGCCUGUUCCUUUGCACUCCCUUUGUUUAUCAGGAUGUUUCAGGGUUGGGAUCCUCUUCGAAACCCCUCCCAUGGUAUGGACGUGGUAUCCACCUGGAAGGCUUUGCUUCAUGGAGAGGGGGAGUACGAGCGCUGCCUUGAUAUAUGGGAUUCUUCAGUGUCUCCUUAUACCCAAUUGGUUUCCGAGGUUGUGGUACCAGCUGUGCGGAUUGCUGGAGUGAAUACUUGGCAGCCUAAGGACCCUGAACCCAUGCUUCGUUUUUUGGAGUCUUGGGAAAAAUUGCUGCCUGCUCCUGUUCUUAAUAGCAUAUUGGAAAUGGUAGUCUUUCCCAAACUGAAGGAGGCCGUCGACUUUUGGGAACCUCACCGGGAUACCGUCCCCAUCCAUGUCUGGGUGCAUCCAUGGCUGCCUCUAUUGGGACACAAGUUGGAGGAGGUAUACCACACAAUACGCUACAAGUUGAGUAAUGUUCUGGGUGCAUGGCACCCCAGUGAUGGAUCUGCUUAUACGAUCCUCUCACCUUGGAAAAAGGUUUUCGAUUCUGCAAGUUGGGAACAGCUCAUGCAUCGAUUUAUAGUACCCAAAUUGCAGCUUGUUUUGCAAGACUUCCAAGUAAACCCUGCAGAUCAGAGACUUGAUCAGUUUAAUUGGGUCAUGAGUUGGGCUUCUGCUAUUCCAAUUCAUCUAAUGGUAGAUAUGUUGGAGAAGUUUUUCUUCCCCAAGUGGCUACAUGUUUUAUAUCACUGGUUAAUAUCAAACCCAAACUUUGAAGAGGUUCUGAAUUGGUAUAAAGGUUGGAAGGAACUUAUAUCUGACGAGCUUCACGCUAAUGAAAGUAUCCGCUAUCAGCUUAAUUGUGGCCUUGACAUGAUGAAUCGUGCAGUUGAGGGUAUGGAGGUGGUUCAACCUGGUUUGAAAGAGAAUAUUAGCUACCUCAGAGUGCUUGAGCAAAGGCAAUUUGAAGCACAGCAAAAAGCUGCAGCAGCCCAUGCGAAUUUGGGUGGCACAGGCCAUAUGGAUGGCACUGGUCAUGAGAUGACCCUGAAAGAUGUUAUUGAAGCCCAUGCACAGCAGAAUGGGUUGCUUUUCAAGCCUAAGGAGAAAAGGACGCAUAAUGGCCAGCAGAUAUAUGGGUUUGGUAAUGUAAGCAUAAUAGUUGACUCUCUAAAUCAAAAGGUGUAUGCGCAAACAAAGGACACAUGGUCUCUUGUAUCCCUUGAAAAGUUGCUUGACCUGCACAAUACUUCUCUUACAAGAAGACGUUGAUGCUGAAUCUUUGAGAAGUUGAGAUGGAGUUGGUGUAAGGCGUGCGGCAUGUAUCCUCAGAGUUCAAAAAAUUAAAAGUUAGGUUGUUCAUAGAUUUUCAGCUUAUCUUUGGCUUACUGAAACGAUGCUGCAUGCUGUAACUUUUUAAAUCAUCAGCUUGGUUUUGCAUAUGUAUGUACUCCAGAAUCUGGUUGGGUAUAAUACAUCAUUUUGAUAAUUUCCAUAUUCUCAUCAGACAAUGCUCUGCUUUUAUUUUGAUUCCUGCUGACAUUCAUACGUGAUGAGUUCAAGCUCCCGCUAUAUACACUAUUAUUUAUUGGAUCUCUUGUUCGAAAUUCCUGCUGUGCAUCCUUUUGAUGCUUCAUUACUAGAAGUACUGAUCCAAAUUUGGAAUCGCAUUCUAUUGGACUGCUACGAUACCAUUAUAGAGUAUAUAGAUGUCAAAGUUGUAUUUACACACUAAAUGUAUAAGUGGGUGCAAAAUUUGUGGCCAGAAAGUUAAAUGAGAGGAUGCUAUCAGUUAGGUUGGAGGUGGUGUUUCUUGUAAGGGUUUUACAGGUAUGCCUAUUAUUAUAUAUGCCACCGCUACACUACAUGUUUUUAGAAUAAAUUCAGUGUGAAAGGUUAG
Molecule: messenger RNA, 3358 nt
Organism: Argentina anserina (silverweed cinquefoil)
Lineage: Eukaryota; Viridiplantae; Streptophyta; Magnoliopsida; Rosales; Rosaceae
Product: septin and tuftelin-interacting protein 1 homolog 1
Exons: 1
Coding region: 115-2730 (871 amino acids)
Biological process (GO): spliceosomal complex disassembly
Cellular component (GO): U2-type post-mRNA release spliceosomal complex
Molecular function (GO): nucleic acid binding
Source: RefSeq, a predicted model, not a curated record